AUGCUCGUUUGGCCGACCAGCCCACGCAUAGCUGUUGUAAGUUUAUUGAGACAAAUCGUGAGAAUGACGCACACAAAUCGUCUUGCCAACGAGAAAUCCCCGUAUUUAUUGCAGCACAAGAACAACCCCAUUGAUUGGUAUCCCUGGGGUCAAGAAGCGUUUGAAGCGGCUCGAGAACGAAAUGUGCCAAUUUUUCUUUCAGUUGGAUAUUCAACUUGUCAUUGGUGUCAUGUAAUGGAAAAAGAAUCUUUCGAGAACGUACACAUCGCCAAGUUCCUUAACGAGCAUUUUGUAUCAAUCAAGGUGGAUCGUGAGGAACGACCCGAUGUCGACAAGAUGUACAUGAACUUUAUUCAGGCUACAACAGGUGGCGGUGGAUGGCCGAUGUCUGUCUUCCUGACUCCAUCGCUCGCUCCAUUUGUCGGCGGAACAUACUUCCCACCGAGCGGCUCUCCUUUUCGACCCGGAUUUUCCGAUUUGUUGAUGACAAUCACGAAAGCGUGGAUGGAUGACAAAGAAAGUAUCACUGCUCAAGGAGAACAAAUUGUUCGGGAGUUAUCAAAAUCGCUGCUGGAAGUGAAAAAAUCUAGCGAGACGCCAAUGCCCAAUGAGAUGAUCGAAUCGACGUAUCAAUAUUUGUUAAAACGAUUCGAUAAAAAGCGAGGCGGUUUCGGUGGGGCUCCAAAAUUUCCAAAACCUGUUGACAUCGACUUUCUUAUUUACCUUGCUGCAAAAUAUCGAAACGAGGACAAUUACAAUAAAGCAAGCGAAAUGGUCGAUAAAACGUUAACAGCAAUGGACCGUGGAGGAAUUCAUGACCACAUUGGAAAAGGUUUUCACCGUUAUUCGGUGGAUGCAGAGUGGCAUGUGCCACAUUUUGAGAAAAUGUUGUAUGAUCAGGGUCAACUUUUGGCAACAUAUUCGGAAUGGCACCAAUUGACAGGUCGAUGUGGGCAUGUUGUAAAGGAUAUUAUUGAAUACGUCGAAACAAAUCUGACACAUGAGACCGGCGGCUUCUACAGUGCUGAAGACGCGGAUUCUUAUCCGACUGAAGGAGCGACUCAUAAAAAAGAAGGUGCUUUUUGUGUGUGGACACUAACCGAAAUUGAAGAAGUGCUGAAAAAUUGGAAAGCCGGAGAACACUCACUUGCAGAUGUGAUUCGAAUGUACUACGGAGUGGAGGAAAAUGGGAAUGUAUCGACGGAUUCGGAUCCCCACGGAGAAUUGACUGGGCAAAAUGUGCUAAUUUGCCGUCAAACCGAUGCUCAAGUUGCCGAAGCAUUUGGACUCAACGAUGGUGAACUGAAAGCAGCUAUUUCUGAGGCUAAGGCCUUUCUCUCAUCACGGCGAAGUCUCAGACCGAAGCCACAUUUGGACUCUAAGAUUGUCACUUGUUGGCAAGGACUAAUGAUAAGCGGGUUGAGUAAAGCCUACAUCGCAAUGAAAGAUGAGACGAUUCUGGAAAAAGCCAUCAAAAAUAUCGACUUCAUUAAGAAGAAUCUCGUGGAUGAAAAGGGCGAUCUUCGAAGAGCCGUCUACACUGGAGAAAAUUCACAAAUUGAACAAUUGGCUAUUCCAAGCCUCGCUUUCUCUGAUGAUUAUGCUUUUCUGAUUCAAGGUUUACUCGACCUUUAUGCUGUGACACUUGAGCCAAAACAUUUACAAUGGGCUGUUGAUUUGCAAAAACGGUUGGAUGAUCAGUAUUGGGAUAUGGAAAAUGGCGGAUAUUUUGUUGGUUCAAGCGCAUCGAAAGAUGGGCCGGCAAUGCGAGUGAUUGAAGAUAACGAUGGAGCUGAACCUUGCGGCAGUUCGGUUUCCCUAUGCAAUUUGACAAGACUCUAUGAACUCACCGAAGACUCCAAGUAUAAAACCCAGGCCGAGAAGAUUGUUGAACGAUUUGCUACCAGAUUGAAGAAGUACUCGUUUUCUCUCUCAAAAAGCAUUGCUGCUUAUCAACGUCUAUCGAAUCAAGAAAGUGUGAAAAUUGUGAUAGUCGGUCCUAUUGAUGAUCCACGGACAAAAACGUUCAUCGAUUACAUUCACGGAAUUCAUAUCAUUAAUCAAUCUGUUGUUCAUUUAGAUCCAAAAGAAAAAGAUACAUGGCUUGAAACUGUUUGCCCUCGUUAUUCGGACUACAAGAAAUCCUAUGACAAGCCGGCUGUUCAUAUAUGUAAAGGUACUUCUUGUUUAAAACCGGUGAUUUCUGGGGAAGAAUUGAAGAUCGAAUUGGACAAAUUGAUUAGCAAAGUCUCUCUGGAUGAA
Mesorhabditis belari is the source of this 2262-nucleotide messenger RNA. The record is from the annotation of a GenBank genome assembly. Lineage: Eukaryota; Metazoa; Nematoda; Chromadorea; Rhabditida; Rhabditidae.